AUGGUUGCAACAGAAGAAGGGUGGCAUGUUGCCAGCGAUGGAGUGAAGUUGUACACCAAGACGUGGAAGACUGAUGGACCACCAAAGGCUAUUAUUGCAUUCGUGCAUGGCUUUAGUGAUCAUUGUAACUCCUACUACGAUCUCUUCCCCACAUUGGCUUCUUAUGGGAUUGAAAUCAGGGCAGUGGACCAACGAGGCUGGGGUCGCUCUGUUACUGAUAAGGCAAGCCGUGGCCGGACAGGAGGAACGGAGGUUGUCAUGUCCGAUAUCCACUCUUUCGUCACCAGCAUCUUCGAGUCCAUAAAAUCGACAACCGUGUCGGCUCACGAUGCCUCACAUUCAGGGACCCCUGUGUUUAUGAUGGGACACAGUAAAGGUGGUGCAGAGGUUCUCUACUAUGCGCUUAACUCGUCUCUGGAUCUACCCCCCAUUGCUGGAGUCUUAGCAUAUUCACCUCUUAUUUCGCUUCAUCCCAGCACACGACCGUGGAACCUUACGGUCUUCCUGGGUAGAGUGGCGUCAAAGAUCAUGCCAAGUUUCCAGCUUGUAACACCUCUUAAUGAAUAUUUGAUGUCAAGAGACAAGCGCAUUUGUGAGGAGUGGAGGCGAGAUCCUCUCUGUCACGAUACGGGGACAUUGGAAGGGAUCGCUGGAAUGAUGGAUCGGGCAUUGUGGUUGGAAAGCGAGCAGGCUGGGAAGAACUGCAAAUACAAGCUACCUAUCUGGGUAUGCCAUGGCUCAGCGGAUGAGAUUAACAGUUACGAGGCCAGCAAGCGUUUUGUAGAGAGAUUAGAGUCUGAUGAUAAGACAUUCAAAUCUUAUGAGGGUGCCUAUCAUAAGCUCCAUGGUGAGCCAGAUGGAGUCAAGGAGUCUCUGGCGAAAGACGUUGCUGAGUGGAUUUUCAAACGGUGUGAGGGUCCUGCGAGACCCAACGCGUCCAGGGCGAAAUUAUAAGGGGAAGCAGGGUUUCCCAGAGUAGGGAAUGAACAUUUGCCAGGGAUUGUCUCUCAUGUAGUAUAUUUCCAUCGCUCACCUGCAAUGUAUGAUCUUUCGGGCGAACCUAAUCUAUAUUAAUCUAUAUAUCAUUGAGAUCAACCGAGCUCUACCUAGGCUUUCUUUUUCCUCCAUAUCCCUACAAAUCCGCCACCUGCAAUCCUCGCCCCCACUUGGGGUCUGCAGACAAGUACCUCAUCUCCAUUCGUCUUCUCUCUCUUUGACAGACUGGUGGAAUCCUCUGCUUCCGUAUCAGUAGCACCCUCAGACGUCUCAUCGGACAUUUCUUCUGCAAUGGCUUCUUGACUUAGAGUGUCAUUGGAACUCCGUUUCGUCGCCAUCCGGAGCUCCCAGAGCCUCCCACUGCUAAUGCCAGUACCUAGCUCCACGACUUUUUCCUGAAUAAGCGGCAGUUUCUGUUUCGAAAUAAGAUCCACACAGUCCCCAAGCUGCGUUAUACUCGGCAUAAAAACAGCCAGGACCGCAUCAUCUCUCAUGGUCGGGGCGACAUGCGGGAUCCGCAGGUGUGCAGAGGGCAUGUCUAGAAUGACAUGAGACAAGAAAGGGUCCGGCGACCGUUCAUUCGUCGAACGACGUGUCACUUGCUCCUUGAUCCAUUUCUCAACGCUGGAAACGUAGAAGUCAACAUUUCCUACAUAGAUACCGCGGCGAAAUCCGCGGACGAUGUUCUCUGCAUGUUGGGAGUAGUGUGGGGAUAUUUCUACGGUGUGGACUAUGGCAUUACGUUGCGCACGCCAUCCAUCCCAUUCGCGUUGGAGCCCUUCAAUCUCAGCUUGAGCUUCGCG
This is a messenger RNA of Histoplasma capsulatum G186AR, 1799 nucleotides long. Its product is annotated as lysophospholipase. Lineage: Eukaryota; Fungi; Ascomycota; Eurotiomycetes; Onygenales; Ajellomycetaceae. Gene Ontology annotation, molecular function: lipase activity. The record is from RefSeq and is a predicted model, not a curated record. Gene Ontology annotation, cellular component: membrane. Bases 1 to 954 code for a protein of 317 amino acids. The transcript has 4 exons.